AGAAAUAAGUCUUACUGAUACCUGGGUCUGAAAGACUAGAAUGAGAAGUGAAAGGUCAAAUGCAUGAAAACACAUCAUCCAGCUUGCAAAAUUCCAUUCUAUAUCUUGUCUACAUAUAGUCCCCAGGUAUCAGUGGACAGGCCAUGGCUCCACGGCCCCGGCGACGAAGGCACAAGAAAUCGUCCUCAUCAGUGGCUCCCACAGCUGUGACCCAGCCUACAGCUGUGACCCCUCCCACAGCUGUGACCCCUGUGCCUUUGACCCUCUCAAAACCUGGCCCUAGCAUUGAUGCACUUGGCUUCUACUCCUUGGACAAUAAUGUUCCUGGCCUAUCCCAGCUGAUUCUUCAGAAGCUGAACAUGAAAAGCUAUGAAGAAUACAAGUUGGUGAUAGAUGGGGAUACUCCUGUGUCAGGCUUUGGAUUUCGAUGCCCACGAGAAAUGUUCCAGAAGAUGGAGGACACGUUCCGAUUCUGUGCUCACUGUAGAGCGCUCCCCAACGGCCUUUCAGACUCCAAGGUCCUCCGGCGCUGCAAGAGGUGCAGAAAUGUCUAUUACUGUGGUCCAGAGUGCCAGAGGUCAGAUUGGCCCGCCCACAGGAGGGUUUGUCAAGAGCUGCGUCUUGUAGCUGUGGACCGUCUCAUGGAAUGGCUUCUGGUCACAGGAGAUUUUGUCCUACCCGCAGGACCCUGGCCAAGGCUGGCUGAAGUUGUACAGGACUGGGACACCUGGUUUUCUAUGCGGCGCCUACAGCUAGAUGCUAUACUGGCUGCUGUGCUAGGUAGUCAUGCCAUGACCACCCUGUGGGCCAGUGCAGGGAGGCCAAGGCCAGACCCAGAUGUCCUGAAGGGCUCUUUGAAGCGACUCCUGACAGAUGUCCUGUCACGGCCUUUGACCCUGGGCUUGGGGCUUCGGGCCUUGGGGCUAAAUGUGAAGAAGAUCGGAGGGAGCACAGUGCAUGUAGUUGGUGCUUCCCACGCGGAGACAUUUCUCACGCGCCCCGGGGACUAUGAUGAGCUUGGUUACAUGUUUCCUGGACACCUUGGCCUCCGUAUAAUAAUGGUGGGUGUAGACGUUGCUACUGGCUUUUCACAGAGCACCUCAACUUCACCUGUGGAACCUGGCACCGUUCAGCUUAGUGGCCAUAGGGGCCUCUACCAUAACUUCUGGGAGGAGCAGGUAGAGACUGGGCAGACAGCCCCUCCAGAUUUGGUGGUGGCAUUCCACCCAGGUUUUCACGCUUCCCCAGACUUGAUGGAGGCUUGGCUGCCCACCCUUCUGCUACUUCGAGAUUAUGAAAUCCCUACAUUGAUGACUGUUUACAGCCAUCAGGAGCUUGCAGCCUCUCUGCAGAUCCUGGUGGACCUGGAUAUACACGUCAUUGCCUAUGGAGCCAACCCUUUCACGUCCCUCAAACCUGAACAGGUCUAUUCCAACCCCAACAAGCAGCCAGUUUACGGCAGCGCCUACUAUAUCACGUUUCUUGGGAGCUCCUGCCAGCUGGAGAAGAGGCAGCUGGAAGAGAAAGUAGAUGGUGGGGAUUAAAUAGCUGAGCCAGAUUCUCACUGGAUACCUAGAAAAGGGGGGGCUGAUAAAAUUACCCUGUUGAUGCCGGUUUAUUGCCAACUUUGAAACCUCAUUGUCCAGGUAAAGCUUCUAAGCAGCAUGGGACCUCCUAUAUGAUGUGAGUCAUUUCUGAGAGGUUAGCUACAGGCAGCUUCUAGAGUCGGGAUUCUAGCUUUGGUGUGCGGCAAGAGGCCUCGGUGUCAGUCUUUCCAGAGCCUAGAGGCCUAACAGUUUCCUCUGUGCAAAAGUUAUACCUUUUGAUUUGAACCAGAUGGCACCAAGGAGAAGCAUGGCACCUUAUUUUGAAAGAAUUCUUGUCCAGCAAUUUGGUCUAAAAAAUGGAGAGGUGCUAAUGACUUGAGGUGGUGCAAGAAGGGGCAAGUCAGAGAAGUGUUUGGGAACCUGGGGAGGUUGUGAGGAUUGGCACACUGUUCUAUUUCUUGGCAUUUUCAAGAUAAGUAUCUCAUGUUUGUAUUUUCUCUUGAGGACUUUUAACCCUAGAGCAAGCAGCAUUUUGCCCUGGCAUUAUAUUUUAGAUAUUCCAGUUAUAUCAGACUUUACUUAAAUAUACUCGAGUUAUUUGUUAUUAUCUGAUCUAUACCACAAUAAACGCAGUUUGGGGCUUCUUAA
Myotis davidii is the source of this 2195-nucleotide messenger RNA. RefSeq names its product MSS51 mitochondrial translational activator (gene MSS51). NCBI's taxonomy places the organism in Eukaryota, Metazoa, Chordata, Mammalia, Chiroptera, Vespertilionidae. The coding region runs from base 144 to 1544 and encodes 466 amino acids. The record is from RefSeq and is a predicted model, not a curated record. The transcript has 6 exons.